Molecule: messenger RNA, 4056 nt
Organism: Mus pahari (shrew mouse)
Lineage: Eukaryota; Metazoa; Chordata; Mammalia; Rodentia; Muridae
Gene: Pals2
Product: membrane palmitoylated protein 6
Exons: 13
Coding region: 201-1862 (553 amino acids)
Cellular component (GO): cell-cell junction; plasma membrane
Molecular function (GO): protein binding
Source: RefSeq, a predicted model, not a curated record
GACGGCAGGCCGGAGAGGAGUAGAUGGAAGAUCGGACAGCGCGGUGACAGCUUGUGGAUUGGUUGGGGCGUCUUUGGUUAUUUUUCUUGCGGGGGGGCUCUUUUUUUUUUUUAACACUUUAUUGGGAGUUUAUUCUCAAGGUACCAGUUCCUGGGAUCGCAGCUCGAGAUAACAUUCAUUAAACUCCCCUUUUCUGGGAAAUGCAGCAAGUUUUGGAAAACCUUACAGAGCUGCCCUCAUCUACAGGAGCAGAAGAAAUAGACCUAAUUUUCCUCAAGGGGAUUAUGGAGAAUCCUAUUGUGAAGUCACUUGCUAAGGCUCAUGAGAGACUUGAAGAUUCAAAAUUAGAAGCUGUCAGUGACAAUAACUUGGAAUUAGUGAAUGAAAUUCUUGAAGAUAUCACUCCUCUGAUUAGUGUGGAUGAAAAUGUGGCAGAACUAGUUGGGAUACUCAAGGAGCCUCACUUCCAGUCGCUCCUGGAGGCCCAUGAUAUUGUGGCAUCAAAGUGUUAUGAUUCGCCUCCUUCUAGCCCAGAAAUGAAUUUUCCUUCUCUGAAUAAUCAAUUGCCAGUAGAUGCCAUCCGUAUUCUCGGUAUUCACAAAAAAGCUGGAGAGCCAUUGGGUGUAACAUUUAGGGUUGAAAAUAAUGAUCUGGUAAUCGCCCGAAUCCUUCACGGAGGAAUGAUAGAUCGACAAGGUCUGCUUCACGUGGGAGAUAUCAUUAAGGAAGUCAAUGGCCAUGAGGUUGGAAACAAUCCAAAGGAAUUACAAGAAUUAUUGAAAAAUAUUAGUGGAAGUGUCACCCUAAAAAUUUUACCAAGUUACAGAGAUACUAUUACUCCUCAGCAGAGUUACGUCAAUAUGGAGAGGCACCCAGCCCACGUCCGUCAGGUAUUUGUCAAGUGUCAUUUUGAUUAUAAUCCAUUCAAUGAUAACCUGAUACCCUGUAAAGAAGCAGGACUGAAAUUUUCCAAAGGAGAAAUUCUUCAGAUUGUAAACAGAGAAGACCCAAACUGGUGGCAGGCUAGCCAUGUGAAAGAGGGAGGAAGUGCAGGUCUGAUUCCAAGCCAGUUCCUGGAAGAGAAGAGAAAGGCAUUUGUUCGCAGAGACUGGGACAAUUCAGGACCCUUUUGUGGAACUAUAAGCAACAAAAAAAAGAAGAAGAUGAUGUACCUCACAACCAGGAAUGCAGAGUUUGAUCGUCAUGAAAUUCAGAUCUAUGAGGAAGUAGCAAAAAUGCCACCCUUCCAACGGAAAACAUUAGUGUUGAUCGGAGCUCAAGGUGUGGGCAGAAGGAGCUUGAAAAACAGGUUCAUAGUACUGAAUCCUGCUAGAUUUGGAACAACGGUGCCAUUUACUUCACGGAAGCCAAGAGAAGACGAAAAGGAUGGACAGGCAUAUAAAUUUGUGUCCCGAUCAGAGAUGGAAGCAGAUAUUAAAGCUGGGAAGUAUUUGGAGCAUGGGGAAUACGAAGGAAACCUGUAUGGAACCAAGAUCGACUCUAUUCUUGAAGUUGUCCAGACUGGGCGGACUUGCAUUUUGGAUGUCAACCCACAAGCACUGAAAGUGUUAAGGACUUCUGAAUUCAUGCCUUAUGUGGUAUUUAUUGCUGCUCCAGAGCUAGAGACCUUGCGUGCCAUGCACAAGGCUGUGGUGGAUGCGGGAAUCACCACCAAGCUUUUGACGGACUCUGACUUGAAGAAAACAGUGGAUGAAAGUGCCCGGAUUCAGAGAGCAUACAGCCACUACUUUGAUUUGAUCAUCGUAAACGACAAUCUAGACAAAGCCUUUGAGAAACUACAAACUGCCAUUGAGAAACUCAGGAUGGAGCCACAGUGGGUCCCAAUUAGCUGGGUGUACUGAUGAUUCAAUAAGGUUAACAGUUAAAUAAAACUUUAAAACAGCGACUCAGCAAGUCAGCCUUCUGCUGGGAGAGCACAUGCAGAGGUGGAAGGCGCCUGCGCAUCAAGGCAUUUUUAUUGUGUAGAUUGAAAUAACAGUGCACUAGGUGGAAUUUUUAUAUUUGUGGUUGGGAAGGUGUACUAAUAUAUAAUUUCUCUUAAUUUUUCUAACUUUUUAUGGACAAAACCUUUCUAUUCAUACCACAUAAAGAAAUGCGUUCAAGCAUUUUGUAAGUUUUGAUUUAGUACCCUUACUUUUUCAUCAAAGGAAUUUUCAGAUCAUUCUCUCCAACAUUGAUCUCACAUUUUCACUGUGAUAAUGAAUACUUGAAAUAGUUUUUUAAUGCUGUCGUUCUCGUAAGUGGUUAGUGAAGGGUCAAUUAUUCUCUUAUUAGAAACAAAUAGUAGUUAUUGACCUUCAUCAAACUCCUUACAGAAGCAGAAUUUAGAUUAUCAGUGCAACAGCUAGUCCACUACUAUCUUAAUCUGCUCAGUGCCACCUCUUAUUCCAGAGUAUGGCUGCUCAUUCUAUUUGUAAGAUAAAUCCGCUCCCCACCCCAACUCUCUCUAGUGAACACAAUGAAGAGCAAUAGCUUGCACUCUCUAUGGGAUUCUUCUUUUCAUUUGUCGCAGUGAUGUGCUGAUGCCGACUAGUGUUGCAGAUUAGCUACGGAGCUCGGGUGGAAGCAUGGUCAUGCACACAGAGAGUGCCUUAUCCUGCAAACUUAACUUAGAGAACAUUUACUUAUUUUCAAAUAUAAAAUUUCAAACCUAUUACUUCAGUUUUGUUUUUUUAAGAAUAGUCAGCAAAAAUAUGCCUGUGCAAAUGUUUGUGAUAUUUAAAGAUGUCUCUAAGCUGCAAACUGUUUGUUAAUCAUCAGAUGUGAUUUCUGAAACAGGAAGUGAUUUAUUAGGGUAUUUGUUCUCUGUUUUGUCAAAAACCAAAUCCAUUGAACAGUUUACAAGAUUUGGAAAUAAUUGCCAGCUAUUCAUAUAUACACACACCUAAUAUUCAUUAUGUAAUAUAUACUAAAUAAUGUUCUAUAUUCUUCAGAUUUCUGUUAAGAAGUACACUUUUUUUUUUUAAGAUUAGGAGCCAAGUCCCUGAGCUGCGUUGACACAGUGCACUGAUUUCCACAGUCGCCUUGGUUGAUGCCCUCCUUUAGGGUUCCUGAAUGGUACAUGUUCUUCCAUAAACACUGACACUUAGUGAUGCAGCUCAUCACUGAACUUAGACAACCUUAGUUUAUAUUGCUGCCAGUUUUUCGCAGUCAGAAGUCAUACUUGAAAGGGUUUGGUGCUUAAAUAUUGAUGAGGAUCUUUGGUGACAGUCUCUAAACACCUGACUUCUGAUUUUGGCUUUCCCCUCAUCAGAGUUAUAUAUCCAUCUAUAUGAAGAUUGAUAUAGCUAUACAUAGACAUGCAUACAAAGGUACUUAUAUAUGGUAAGAAGCAAUAUUAUACAUUGCUUUAAAUUACUUUCAUAAUAAAACACCUAAGUUACCGUAUUGUAAUAGUGGUAAUCUGCAGGCUUUUAAAUUUUAAUUCUAGAAUUUCAUAGCCAAAAUUCUUUUUCUUUUCUUUUCUUUUCUUUUUUUUUUUUUUUUGGUGGGGAGGGAGCAGGAAAGUGUUAACAAAAUGGACCAUAUACUUAAUAACUUUGUAAACUACAUGUAUUAGCUAAAAUUCAUGCAUUCUCACUGUAACAUGAGUCAGAGCACAGUAUUUGCAUGGCACCUUGUAACUUAGUGUUUCAACACACUGUAAUGUAGGCAUGGAGAAGAAGUUCAGUUCUGUGCUCACAGGAAAUGUGCCGUAUUCCCCAGUGUCCCUUCAUGUUGUCUUAUGAAGCCUCUCUAAGCUGCUUUGGAAAAAUUAUAUUAGCAGAGCAGUCUAUCCACACAGUAUUUCUACCAUCUGGGUCCAACAGAAACAAUAGCUACUUAUCUUUUUCAUGUUAAAUAUAAAAAUGCAUAAUGUCUGGAGUAUCAUCUAUACUUAACAUUGUUUCUGUUAUAAAUGGUACUCAUGAAUCAUCAACAUACCUACAUUAGAUUUCUCCUAAUGAAAUGAUAGUUUUGCUCACUAUAAUAUAGAUACAAAUAUUAAGAAAAUACAACUGUUUCUCAGUAAAAAAAAAAAAAAAAAAAUAAAAA